AUGGUGAACUCUACGUUGGGCGAACUGCCUCCUCUGCCAUCCUACACCCUCACAGCCCGUCCCUCUAUGAUCUCAGGCGUGCCAGAUGUGGUCCUACAGCUAGUUGCCCCUGUUAUCGCGUACUGGGUGGUCUCUUUAUUCUUCCAUAUACUCGACACAUAUGAUUUGUGCUCUCAGUACAGGUUACACACACCAGCCGAAGUAUUGAAGCGCAAUCACGUCACGAGAUAUGAAGUUUUAAGAGAUGUAAUCCUGCAACAGAUCAUCCAGACGACGUUUGGGCUGGCCUUGGCUUACUUCGAUCCUGUGGAAACUGUUGGAAGAGAAGAUUACGAUCUUGCCCACUGGGCUCAGCGUUUGCGGGUGGCGCAACGAUAUAUUCCAAGUUUGCUUUCCGUGGUCGGCCUAGACGCGGUGACUCUAGGCAAGCAGUGGCACAGCACACACCCUCAACUUGCAGGUGCUGUCUCCGGCGGCAUUUAUGCAUUUCAGUCGUUGGCACCAUGGGAGGCCUCUGUCGCGAAAUUCAUCUACUGGAUUGGAGUACCGUUGGUCCAGUUCAUGGUAGCUAUCUUCAUCGUGGAUACCUGGCAGUACUUUCUCCACCGUGCCAUGCACAUGAACAAAUUCCUGUACACUACCCUCCAUUCUCGACAUCACCGACUAUACGUUCCUUACGCAUUCGGCGCUCUUUACAAUCAUCCAAUGGAGGGUUUCCUGCUUGAUACUCUUGGUACAGGCUUGGCCUAUCUCGUGACGGGCAUGACGGUUCGACAGGGAAUGUGGUUCUUCACGUGUUCGACUAUCAAGACUGUGGAUGAUCACUGCGGAUAUGCAUUCCCUUGGGACCCUCUUCAGCAUGUCACGUCUAACAACGCUACCUACCAUGAUGUUCACCACCAAAGCUGGGGUAUCAAGACGAACUUCUCCCAGCCCUUCUUCACAUUCUGGGACCGAAUUCUCAAUACGGCUUGGAAAGGCGGCGAUGUUUCAGCUCGCUAUGAACGCGACAGGAUUUCGGCGCAAAGAAAAGUAGACGCAGAUGCGGCCAAGACCUCCGUGGUCAAUUCUCCUGAAAUCAACCUCGAACAAGCGAAACAACAAGCCCAAUCAAGUCAGAGGCAGGUCCUUGACGACAAGGAGUAUGGUGGAGCGAGGAUUCUUGUCGAAGAAGAAAAGGAAGAACAAGAGGCCAAGCAGUCUUUGCGACGAAGCACGAGACGGAAGAGUGGCUUUGAUGCCAAAUCUAUCUCAGACCGAGUUGCCGGAAGUCUGCACAGCAGAAGCACUGCCAUCCUUCACGCUGAUGGAAUGCACUGA
Exophiala viscosa is the source of this 1320-nucleotide messenger RNA. Its product is annotated as C4-hydroxylase. Bases 1 to 1320 code for a protein of 439 amino acids. The transcript has a single exon. Gene Ontology annotation, molecular function: sphingolipid delta-4 desaturase activity; iron ion binding. Gene Ontology annotation, biological process: sphingolipid biosynthetic process. Gene Ontology annotation, cellular component: endoplasmic reticulum membrane. The record is from RefSeq and is a predicted model, not a curated record. NCBI's taxonomy places the organism in Eukaryota, Fungi, Ascomycota, Eurotiomycetes, Chaetothyriales, Herpotrichiellaceae.